UUCCGGCGCUGCUCUAGCCCCUCCCAUCGCUGGUUCCGGUGUCUCUGUGGCCUGUCGUGCAGGUGAAAGUCACUUUGAGGAAGCCGCUGCUUCGUCGGCCUCGUAACGAAAAAAGAAGCAUGUCUGAAGCCAUCAGACGCAAGAUAGACAACUACAAAACAGCUCCAUUUGACAGUAGGUUCCCCAACCAAAACCAAACACGGGGCUGCUGGCAGAACUAUCUUGAUUUCCAUCGGUGUGAGAAAGCUAUGAAUGCCAAAGGCAGCGAUCCCUAUGUCUGCCUGUGGUACAAAAAAGUAUACCAAUCCCUGUGCCCUUCUUUUUGGGUUGACAACUGGGAUGAACUUCGGGAAAAUGGCACAUUCCCAGGCAAAAUCUGAUGAUCUUCUGUCUGCCAGUUGCUCCCCUUCUCAGGAUGUUGCGCUGCUGAGUCCUUUCCAUGUGGUAUCUCUGAAGGAUCGUCUGAAACUGCUCUUGUCUGCUUGAGCAUUUGAAUCACUUAAUAGUACGGAAUCUUGGAUAUUACCCAUUCUAAUAAAAUGCAUAAUACCUA
Messenger RNA from Python bivittatus (Burmese python), 553 nucleotides. It is a transcript of the gene COX6B1, whose product is annotated as cytochrome c oxidase subunit 6B1. Lineage: Eukaryota; Metazoa; Chordata; Lepidosauria; Squamata; Pythonidae. Gene Ontology annotation, cellular component: mitochondrion; respiratory chain complex IV. The record is from RefSeq and is a predicted model, not a curated record.